Molecule: messenger RNA, 3794 nt
Organism: Esox lucius (northern pike)
Lineage: Eukaryota; Metazoa; Chordata; Actinopteri; Esociformes; Esocidae
Gene: taok3a
Product: TAO kinase 3a
Exons: 21
Coding region: 543-3239 (898 amino acids)
Biological process (GO): execution phase of apoptosis; protein phosphorylation
Molecular function (GO): protein kinase activity; ATP binding
Source: RefSeq, a predicted model, not a curated record
GUGUUCGUUUCCUUAAGCUGAAAUUGAAGUAUAUUACUGUGGAUUUGGUCUUCAUAGUUAAGCUACUGCAGGCAAAUGUACUUACUAUUCGUCAUUUCUUAUUGCCAGAUAGCAUGAGGACUAGUUGAGACUUGAACGCAUCUGUUGUUGUGACCAGAUAGACUGCCAAUGAAGUGCGUAGGGGUAGUUCAACUGUGUUCUGUUGGUUAGUUUGAGCUGCUCGCAAAACAAUCUUCAUUAUCGGUUUCAUUGGACAUUUGUUCGUUCAUAAAUUCCAUUUUAAUCGAUGACAAUAGGCUAUGCUUUCACAAAUGAGGAAUAGAGGACGGUUUUUCAUAAAAGGCACCUGAGCUCAUGGUUUUCCCCCAUCGACUGUCCCAGUCAUGAAGCAGUGGGGUGGGCUGUAGACCCACUCUGAGCCCGGAGAAAAGCACAUUUUCUGAGGUAUGGUAAAUGCCCGGCGCGUGGAUGAGGAAGAGCAGCAGCAGUGAGGUGGAUCACCACGGUAACCACGGUACCGUCUAGCCCCCGCCAACCCCACCAUGCCCUCGUCCACGCGGAAGGGAGCGCAGAAGGACCCCAAGCUGGCCGACCUCUUCUUCAAAGAUGACCCAGAGGAAGUCUUCUGUGACCUGCACGAGAUCGGCCAUGGCAGCUUCGGUGCUGUCUACUUUGCCAGAAACUCCUAUUCCAACGAGGUGGUGGCCAUCAAGAAGAUGUCCUACAAUGGCAAGCAGACCACCGAGAAAUGGCAGGACAUCAUUAAGGAGGUCAAGUUUUUGGAACAGCUGCGUCACCCAAAUACCAUUGAGUAUAAAGGCUGCUACUUGAAAGACAACACUGCCUGGCUGGUGAUGGAGUACUGCCUAGGCUCUGCAUCAGAUUUAUUAGAAGUUCAUAAGAAACCGCUCCAAGAGGUUGAAAUUGCUGCCAUAACCCAUGGUGCCUUACUGGGACUGGCUUACCUACAUUCCCAUAAUAUGAUUCACAGAGAUGUGAAAGCUGGAAACAUCCUGCUAACUGAGCCAGGCCAGGUCAAACUGGCAGACUUUGGCUCUGCCUCUAUAGCUUCUCCUGCCAACUCCUUUGUAGGAACACCUUACUGGAUGGCCCCGGAAGUGAUCCUAGCCAUGGAUGAGGGUCAGUAUGAAGGGAAGGUGGACAUCUGGUCCUUAGGAAUCACCUGUAUUGAACUGGCGGAGCGCAAGCCUCCCCUGUUCAACAUGAACGCUAUGAGUGCCUUAUAUCACAUCGCCCAGAACGACUCUCCCACGCUGCAGUCCAAUGAGUGGUCGGACCCUUUCCGGAGCUUUGUGGAUUACUGCCUACUCAAAAUUCCUCAGGACAGACCCUCGUCAGGGGAACUGCUGCGACAUGACUUUGUGCGUCGGGAGCGCCCCCCGCGGGUCCUUAUGGAGCUCAUCCAGAGGACCAAGGACGCGGUGCGGGACCUGGACAACCUGCAGUACCGCAAGAUGAAGAAGAUCCUCUAUCAGGAGAAGCAUAAUGGACCAAUGGGGGAGAGUCAUGAAGAGGAGGAGGAGGAGUCGGAGCGGGCCAGCUGUAAGAUGAACAGCCUGGGCAGUAACCACUCCAUCCCCAGCACAUCCAUCAGCACGGGGAGUCAGAGCAGCAGUGUCAACAGCAUGCAGGAGGUCCUGGACGAGAGCUGCUCUGACCUGACCAUGAUGCACCGCGACUGCGACAGUGAGCCUGAGUCCUCGGCGCACAGCAAGAAGGAACACGGCUACAACUGGGACGACGGUGGGAAACGAGACCACAGGACCGAGUUGGGACCGGCGCCUUCAGACAAGGGCCCGACACACCACUACCGCCACAACAACUUCUCUACCAUCAAGUCAGCAUCCCUGGUGACCAAGCAGAUCCACGAGCAUGAGCAGGAGAAUGAGCUACGGGAGCAGAUGUCGGGUUACAAACGGAUGAGGCGGCAGCACCAGAAGCAGCUGAUCGCCCUGGAGAACAAGCUGAAGGCUGAGAUGGAUGAACACCGGCUGAAGCUGCAGAAGGAGGUGGAGACCCAGGCCAACAACGCCUACAUCGAGCUGGAGAAACUGGCCAAGAGACACGCCGUCCACUGUGACAAAGAGAUGAAGACGACGUCUGCAGACGAGAAGAAGUUCCAGCAACAGAUACUGGCCCAGCAGAAGAAGGAGCUUACCACCUUCCUAGAUAACCAGAAGAAGCAGUACAAGCUCUGUAAAGAGAAGAUUAAAGAGGAGAUGAACGAGGACCAACACACCCCUAAGAAGGAGAAGCAGGAGCGCCUGUCGAAGCACAAGGAGAACCUGCAGCACAGCCAGGCAGAGGAGGAGGCCCUUCUCCUGAGCCAGCAGAGGGUCUUCUAUGACAGGAACUGCAGAGGCUUCAAACGCAAGGUCAUGGUCAAGAGGCAUGAGUUCGAGCAGGAGCAGAUACGAGAGGAGCUGAACAAGAAGAAGACCCAGAAGGAAAUGGAGCACGCCAUGCUGAUCCGACACGACGAGUCUACCCAGGAGCUGGAGCACCGCCAGCUGAAGACUCUCCAGAAGCUGCGCAUGGAUCUGAUCCGCCUACAGCAUCAGACGGAACUGGAAAACCAGAUCGAGUACAACAACCGGCGUGAGAGGGAGCUCCACCGCAAGCACGUCCUGGAACUACGGCAGCAGCCCAAGAACCUGAAGGCCAUGGAGCUGCAGAUCAAGAAACAGUUCCAGGACACCUGUAAAGUCCAGACCAAACAGUACAAGGCUCUGAGACACCAUCAGAUGGAGGUGACACCCAAGAGCGAGCACAAGACGGUACUUAAGGCCCUAAAGGAGGAGCAGACGCGGAAACUGGCCAUCCUGGCCGAGCAGUACGAGCAGAGCAUCAACGAGAUGAUGGCAUCGCAGGCGCUGCGUCUGGACGAGGCCCAGGAAGCCGAGUGCCAGGCUCUGAGGCAGCAGCUGCAGCAGGAGAUGGAGCUCCUCAACGCCUACCAGAGUAAGAUCAAGAUGCAGACGGAGGCACAGCACGACAGGGAGCAGCAGAAGUUGGAGCAGAAGGUGUUGCUGCGCCGCGCCCACCUAGAACAAAAGAUUGAAGAGGAGCUGGCUUCCCUUCAAAAGGAGCGUACGGAGAGGAUCAAACAUCUGCUGGAGCGCCAGGAGAGGGAGAUCGACACAUUCGACAUGGAGAGCCUUCGUCUGGGUUUCAGUAACCUGGGGGCACUGGACUACCCCAAGGACGACUACAGAUGACUAGGCCAGCCCCAGUGACCUCAGUCUUCAUCAGCAUCGUCUGGACUGGCCCUCCUCUUCCUUGUUGGACCUCUGACCUGUUGCGAUCUGGUCUGGUUUUGGUUCGGCCGGGUAGAUUGUCUUUAGCUACUGAUGCCCAUACACACAUAAACACACACCAGACAGAAACACACACACCAGAAAGAAAAACGCACACACGCACAAACACACACCAGACAAAAAUACGCACACACCUGAAACGCAGACACACAGGCGCGUCGGUGCUGGUCCAAGCCAACGGGCCCGCCUUUUCCUGGGGUGUCUGUCACUAGAUGACAGAAUGCUAGAUGACUGCCCUUGGUUGUCUGUUUUAAAGAAUAAUACAAUGUCCCAGUGUUCCUGUUUCUUGUGCAAUGGAAAAACUUGAGUGUGACUGAAAGUCAAAUCAGAGAAAGAGAGCGAUAGGUUAAGGGACGAACCAAGGGAGCAACACUGUGUUGCUCAGCAACACCGCAGUAGAGGUUGUUCAUUCGUUCAAGCUGUGCGAAAACAUCAAACCGCAAAAAAAAAAAAAAA